AUGUUACAAAUGGUUGAUACGAAUGAUCCUUUACAAGAAGCUUCUUUACUUUCAUUUGCUUCGGUAAGAGCACCUAUUGGUAUGAUAAAAGUAACUCAAGAAAAUUUUGAAGCAUUAAUGAGUUUAACUAAUUUAAUAAGUACUGGAGAAAAUGUUAGAAAACGUAUUUUAAAAGAAGAAGAAUUUUCAAAUAUUGAACUACAUAUAUUUGAAGAACAUCCAAUGUUAAGACGAACAACAAUUGAAUAUCUUGAUUAUAUAAAAGAUUUAAUAUUAAAAGCUAAAGAACGAAAAAGAUUAAAUGAUUUAAUUGAAGAAAAUCAAAUUAUAUGUGAAAAAAGUAUUAAUGAAAUGAAAAAUGAUCAACUAGCCAAUGAAAAGGUCUUUCUCCAGGUGCCAAUUUCUAUCUCUCGAGUUGGUACAAGAGACGUGAGCUCUCGUGGCGUGUAA
Messenger RNA from Rotaria sordida, 450 nucleotides. The record is from the annotation of a GenBank genome assembly. Lineage: Eukaryota; Metazoa; Rotifera; Eurotatoria; Philodinida; Philodinidae.